Plasmodium fragile is the source of this 3006-nucleotide messenger RNA. RefSeq lists its product as uncharacterized. Lineage: Eukaryota; Apicomplexa; Aconoidasida; Haemosporida; Plasmodiidae. The transcript has 3 exons. Bases 1 to 3006 code for a protein of 1001 amino acids. The record is from RefSeq and is a predicted model, not a curated record.
AUGUGGAGCCACAUAAAUACCAUAUUCCGUAAUUUAAGCCGUAGUAUUGUCGCAAGGUACAAUAAGGACGUCGCAAUAUGUGAGUACCUGUACAACAGUGAUAAGGACAAAUCAUGCUAUGAAAGGUGCAGAGACAUCAUAAACAUUCUCCGCUUUAUGGAUGGAUAUACCUAUAGUGCCGAGAAGUGGACAAAAGUACAGAAUAACAGAAGUGAGGUUGUAGGAUUCGAGGAUUAUAUGAGAUGUUUGGCCGGAAGUAUAGCUUUACUGCAGAUAUAUAAUGAGGACCAAAAUCAACAGAAGAUUGUAGAGACAGUGGCGCAUCAGUUGGACAUAGACAGUAAGAAUGCAAAAGCGGAAUUUGGAUACGGGAAAUGUAAUAAUUAUAACCAUGGGGAAAUAGAAUUCGGAUUAAAAUUUAUUGCGGCUACUGGCAAAGAAUGGAUAGAAAGGUGGAAGAAAGGGUGGCUGGGGCAACAAAAUAAAAAGAAACAUCUGGCGACGUGUGCAUCCGGAGCUGAACGAAGGAGGAGGCCAAAAAAAACAAACAAUUCUAUUAUAAAAGUGUUGAAUAAGGAUUUUGCUAGAGACAUAAAGGACAUAUUGGAAAAAAGUGUCCGAGAAACAAGAGAUGUAUUUAAGGAUAUAGUAGAAGGAAUAUGGGAAAGUAUAAAUACAGGUGAUGAUACGAGAACAAUAGAGAACAAAGUAAAGGAUAUAAUAGAAAGAGCUAAGAUGGGAGGGCCGGUAAGCCUAGGCGCGCCAGCGCUAAAGGGAAAUGACGAGUCACCAGCAGUGCACAAACCCACGAAACCGGAUGCUCAGCCCCCUGCACCGCAGCGUCCUGUAUCAGCAUCGGACUCAUCGGCAUCCCCAGCAACACCAGAAACAUCAACACCAAGCCUAUCAGAUAAGAAGGAAGGAUCGCAGCCUCCCCAGAAAGAAGCAGAAGCACCAUCAUCGCCGACACCGGUAGAACCAGCCCCGAAAGGAAGAUCAGAAAAUUCUGAGCAUCCACCUCCACCACCAGUACAAUGGCCAGCAGAACCGUCGUCAACGCCAUCACCAACGGAAAAGGUACCAGUAAAGGACGUGGCAUCAACGGGGGAACCCGGACAAGACCAAAAGUCUACGGAGACUACUAAAACCGUGGAGAACAAUGAGCAGGCUGAAGCAUCCGGCCCCCCAAAUGCCGCCGACAGGGACCCCGUCACUAGUGUGGGCACUGAGGAUAGUGUAUCUGAACCCGGGAACCAGGUGAACUGUAAAACUUCGGAAGACGGCGUAGAUGUCCAGAAUGCUCAGAGUAAAGCAGGAGAAACUAAUCGUGCUCCUCACGAAGGAAGUGCUCAGGGGAGCACUAACGAGCACAUUGUUCCAAAUGCCAAAGCAGCUGAUACCGUUAAUCCAAGUACUAAGGACAAUGGCAUACCAGGUACCCCCGGACACGCCUCCACAAGUAAUGAUGCCUUACAACCAAGUACAGGCGCGGCUGGUGGAAGUGGCGCCAAUGGUAAUCCUGUCGAUUCCUCUGAUAAGAGUGGACCAAAAGAAAUUGCUGUAGUAGUAGUGCAGAAGGAAGCUACAGUAUCACCUGUGAAUCCAGAAGCAGGAGCAGGAUUACCGGAUACUGAUAUCGCAAAGGUAAAUUCGAACGACCACCAGCAAGCAUCAGCAGAAAAUACAAACAAUAGUCCACCAUCCAAAGGUGCCCCGGACAUCCCCUUCUUCUGGCCAGGACUUACCCUGGAUAAGGUCACCCCCUACACACCCAUAAUCAUUCCAGUGUUAGUUGGUAUAUUUAUCUUGAUCUUUCUCCCUUCAAAAUAUUUUGCUUUGCUGGGAAAACGGAAAAGAACAAGAUACAGGACGAUACGUGACGUGCCGUCACCGCCACUCGACGAAGAAAUAUUGCAGCAUCUACAACGCGGCGACCUGCCGCCACCCGAUUACGGUUACACAAUGGUUACGGAUAGGCAGCCCGGCAGAUUGCGCGCCCGACGACGACGACGUCAUCCACGCGUGCAUAAGCUCACCAUCAUCGAGCUACAUUUAGAAGUGCUCCACGAAUGUGAAGCGACAGCUUGGGAAAACGUCCAAGACGACUAUUUGCACAUACUCGUUGAAGAGUUUAUGGGGGGCAACAACGGACAUAGUAGUUCCUUGGAUGCUGCUACCACAAACCAGGGUUUAUCAGGAACCAAUGUUUCCUUCGCCCUGCAUCCACCCACUGACUUCGACGGAACGGAUGCAUGUCCACGUAACGCAGAUGACCCCGAUCCAUGCAAGUGUAUGGAAACUAUACAGUUAGCAAGGGACCGUUCUCCACCUAACGAAGAUGACCCCGAUCCAUGGAGUUGUAUGGAAACCAUACCGUUAGAAACGGACCGUUCUCCACCUAACGAAGAUGAUCCAUGGAGUUGUAUGGAACACAUACAGUUAGAUGCAGAACAGAGUCGUUCACAACCAGCAGCGACACGUGAAAUGCGGGCCCCCGACCACACUAAUUGGAUUAACUGGAUUGACCGCCACAAACAUAUGUUGCGCGAGUGCACGAGGAAACCGUGGUUUAAUGCACUCAAAUCGGAAUGGAAACAAUAUUAUCAACAACAUGCGCCAAACGAAGCAUCUGGUGUGAACAGGACAGCCGCAUUCAUGGACAGCAAGAAGCACGCAUGGAAAGAAUGGGUAGCGCAACAACAUCAGCAAAUGAGUACAUACAGUGAGGAGGAGUGGUUUAAGCAUUUGUUAGAAAAUAUCGAGGAGGAGACACUACCGGAAAAAGGCGAAGUACUUCGAGUAGAAAAAGUAAUGGGAGCAGAGGACAUGCUAAUAGUGAGAGAUUUACCACGCCCCCAAACACUGCAUCAGGAUGCACAUACAAAGAACCACUUCAUUGCCAAAUUGUGGAUCCUUCUGCUCGCGACCGUUAUACAGCAAUGCGACUCGGACCAGAAUGUGCAGGAAAAGGAGUUAUAUGUGGAUCGUUUAUUACAAAAUCUUUGA